Molecule: messenger RNA, 1281 nt
Organism: Notolabrus celidotus (New Zealand spotty)
Lineage: Eukaryota; Metazoa; Chordata; Actinopteri; Labriformes; Labridae
Product: FUN14 domain-containing protein 1
Exons: 5
Coding region: 1-483 (160 amino acids)
Biological process (GO): autophagy of mitochondrion
Cellular component (GO): mitochondrial outer membrane
Source: RefSeq, a predicted model, not a curated record
AUGGCGACGGUGGACAACAGAGAAGCGGGUCAGGAUGACCCCGAGAGUGAAGAGGAGGUGUAUGAGGUUGUGGACCUGACAGAAUACGCCCGGAGGCACCAGUGGUGGAGCCGGGUGUUCGGGAACAACUCCGGCCCGAUUGCCGAGAAGUAUUCGGUCGCUACACAGAUCAUGAUGGGAGGAGUGACUGGAUGGUGUGCUGGAUACCUGUUCCAGAGAGUUGGGAAGAUAGCUGCAACAGCUGUUGGAGGAGGCUUCCUUCUCUUACAGAUCGCCAACCACAGCGGCUACGUGCAGGUGGACUGGAAGAAGGUGGAGAAGGACGUGAACAAAGCGAAGAAGCACCUGAAGAAGAAAGCGAACAAAGCCGCCCCUGAAAUCAACACAUUCAUUGAGGAGGUAAAGGCGUCAGACUUCAUCAAGAGGAACAUUGUCCUCUCCAGUGGCUUCGUCGGCGGCUUCUUCCUCGGCCUGGCGUCCUAAAGAUCCGUUACUGUGAAUCACACCGCUGCAUACAUCACUUCCCUCUCAGCUGAUUCACCUGUUACCGCACUCAAUGGGAGAGGAGGCGGGGUUAUUACGUUGAACAUUAUAGCAUGAUCUGUAGUGCCGGUGGUGUUUACUGUGUUACAUCCCCCCCCUCCCUCCUUUCAGACUCGGACGUGGGAUUGUUUGGGGUGUUUUGGUGAAACUGUGAAGGCUUUCGGAUCCCGAAUGUUGUAAAUAUAACUCCCUUUGCAGAACUGUACAUACACACACAAGAUGGUCUUAUCUAAAGAAGACGGAGGCGGCAGACAUUCACACCCUCCUCCAGUCUGAGGACGUCGUUUUUAAAGACGAGGUAAAGAAGGUGUUAAUAUACAACACAUAUCAUGAGCUUACAUGACUGCAGAUCAUUCAUUCCCCUAACCCUCGGCUCCACGUCCCCUUUAACGACGGGACAAGCGUCCGCUGUAUCAUAACCACCAUGACGAGCUACACACCAAAACCAGACCCUGUCCUGUCGUUAAGGAGCAAAGAAACGGAGCGCCGCUGUGACUCCCUCGCUCUCGCUGUGACUCCCUCGCUCUCGCUGUCGUCAUGUAGAGUCCUCUCGAGUUGAUCACAAGUUGCUUUUUAUUAUUUGGCCUUUUGUUACCAGUGCAAUAUGUUACAGACGUGAGUUUGUUUCGGGGUUUAAAGUGCUCGUUAAGUUACACUCAUGAUCCAUCACUGUUUCAGUUUGUUGUUAUGAGAGCUGUAUGAACCGUGUUUUAAAUAAAGCUGCCUGAUUUCUUUUGA